Molecule: messenger RNA, 2381 nt
Organism: Ricinus communis (castor bean)
Lineage: Eukaryota; Viridiplantae; Streptophyta; Magnoliopsida; Malpighiales; Euphorbiaceae
Product: terminal nucleotidyltransferase 4B
Biological process (GO): RNA 3'-end processing
Cellular component (GO): TRAMP complex; nucleolus
Molecular function (GO): mRNA binding; poly(A) RNA polymerase activity
Source: RefSeq, a predicted model, not a curated record
UCACUAAAAUUAUGAAAUAUUAGUUCAUCCCUGUGCUGUUAAAAGGGGCAAAAAAAAAGGAAAAGGACAAUGGAACCCUAAUCUAAGACGACAGGAAAAAAAAAAAGAAAAAAGAAGAGAAAAAAAGAAAAAAUCGGAAUGCUAAUAAUAGUAGUACUAGAGAACCAUCUAUGUUUGCUGUCAAGUUUACACCUUAUUUCAUUAACACCAGGACCGAACAGGAAAAAAAUAUCCCUCACAUCUUUCCUUCACUUUCCCUCAAACCAAACAGAAAAGUAAAAACCCUACAUAACCCUCUACUCUCCCAAUUCGAAACACUACCUUUCUCACUUUCGCUAUUUUCUUUUCCCAAUGCAUAAUAAUAAUUAUGAUUAUGAUUUCCCAACCGGAACUCCACCUCCUCUCUAUCAAACCCUGUCUCCACUCUCUCUACCCACUCCUGAUCAAUCCCCACGGUCGGAUGAUGAUGGUGAUCAUCGUCAUCCCAAUCCCUUCUCUGUUUUUCGCAACGAGAUUUCUCUCUCAACUGCUAAUUCCUCUGCUAUAGAAUCUGUCGCGCCUGAUUUUUUCUCGCUUGAUGUUGUUGAAGCAGCAGCUGAGCCGAAGACGCCCAGCGUAGUAGCUGAGCCUCGGAAAUCUAAGGCGGCACAGAGUGUCUCGGAGACGAAGUUGGAGAGUAGCUGGUUUAGAGGGAAUAGUAGGUUUAGAAGUCCUAUGCUUCAAUUACAUAAAGAGAUAGUAGAUUUCUGUGAUUUUCUCUCUCCUACACCAGAGGAAGAAGAUGCCCGGAACACAGCAGUAAAAUGUGUUUUUGAUGUUAUAAAAUAUAUAUGGCCUAAUUGCAAGGUAGAAGUUUUUGGUUCGUACAAAACAGGACUUUAUCUUCCAACGAGUGAUAUUGAUGUGGUGAUAUUUCGGUCAGGUAUAAAAAACCCACAAAUUGGUUUGCAGGCUCUUUCUAGAGCACUGUCUCAAAAGGGCAUUGCAAAGAAAAUACAGGUGAUUGCAAAGGCUCGUGUGCCAAUUGUCAAAUUUGUAGAAAAACGAAGUGGUGUAUCAUUUGAUAUAAGUUUUGAUGUCGACAAUGGACCAAAGGCUGCUGAAUUUAUUAAGGAUGCAGUGCGCAAAUGGCCUGCCUUGCGACCAUUAUCGUUGAUCUUGAAAGUGUUCUUGCAACAGAGGGAACUCAAUGAGGUAUACUCUGGCGGGAUAGGUUCUUAUGCGCUACUUACGAUGCUCAUGGCAGUGUUAAAGAAUCGGAGGGAGUGCCAGGCUUCGUCAGAGCAUAAUUUGGGAGUCCUUCUGGUAUACUUUUUUGACUUUUACGGACGCAAAUUGAACACCACAGAUGUUGGUGUAUCUUGCAAAGGGGCAGGCACCUUCUUUUCAAAGCGUAAGAAAGGGUUUAUGAACAAGGGACGGCCAUUUCUCAUUGCUAUUGAGGAUCCACAGGCGCCAGAUAAUGACAUUGGUAAGAACUCAUUCAACUAUUCCCAGAUCAGGUCAGCUUUUUCAAUGGCAUUUUCCACCUUGACAAAUCCAAGGACCAUCUUAAGCUUAGGGCCAAACAGGAGCAUUCUUGGUACCAUAAUUAGACCCGAUUCUAUUUUGCUGGAGCGUAAAGCAGGGUGCAACGGGGAGGUGACUUUCAGUAGCCUGCUACCUGGAGCUGGGGAGCUAAUCCAGUCACAUUAUGACCACCAGGAGAUUUUGGGUAACUGGCAGUUAGAUGAUGAUGAAGAAGUGUUGCCACGGGGAGGUGGCAUUGCUGAAGAUAGUGGUGCACAGUCCUCUGGGAAGAAAAGGAAAUCUUCUAAGGACAAGUCUACUAAGAGAGAAGAAAACGGCAGUAUUGGGAAGGUCAGUCAUGAGGAAUCUGGCUCAAGAAAAGACAGGAAAAAACAACGCUGGAGACAUAACCGUGAUGAUGUCAAUGGGUUUGCUAUUGAUGUUGGUGGAUCUUCAUGGAGUUGUUAAGAUUAUAUUGCGCUGCAAUUAUCUUCAGCGUGUACCAGGAGAAACUUAAUCACUUUUCACUAAUGUGGCUUUUUAGUUCUGCCCUAUAGAAGGUUUUCCUACAAUCACUCCAAUCAUUGACCAUUCACAGAUCGAGCUUCCAGCUAAUGGCAUAGUGAAUCACUUCAGUGAUAACGUUUUUCAUCUUCUGUAGAUAAAACCGUGAGAGGGCAGGAUACUAGGAAGGUUUGGAGCCUGGAAUUAGUUGCAUGAAGUCAACUUAUUUUGGCUUGGAGAGAUUUUGGGCAUUGAGCUAGCAUAUAGGACAAUUUGAAGGACGAACGAUUAGCAGCGAGCGAUUUUUGUUGUACCAAAUAACAUUCAGAUAAAUGUAAUACCAUUUAAUUUAUUAAUUAUUUGUCAAA